Mycosarcoma maydis (corn smut) is the source of this 1350-nucleotide messenger RNA. Its product is annotated as putative sterol carrier protein. Bases 1 to 1350 code for a protein of 449 amino acids. NCBI's taxonomy places the organism in Eukaryota, Fungi, Basidiomycota, Ustilaginomycetes, Ustilaginales. Gene Ontology annotation, molecular function: acyltransferase activity, transferring groups other than amino-acyl groups. The transcript has a single exon. The record is from RefSeq and is a predicted model, not a curated record.
AUGGCCGCACGCAAAGCUUACAUCGUCGGUGUCGGCAUGACCGCCUUCACCAAGCCCGCCGACCGUGAUUACCCCGUGCUUGGUCUCGAAGGUGCCGUCAAGGCGCUCAUCGAUGCAGGUUUGACCUACGAUGCUGUCGAAUACGCCGCUGCUGGCUACGUUUAUGGUGACUCGACUUGCGGUCAGCGUGUUCUUUACCAGCUCGGUAUGACUGGCAUUCCGAUCGUCAAUGUCAACAACAACUGCUCCACCGGUUCUAGCGCCUUCAGCCUCGCUGCCAAUGCGGUUCUCGCCGGCCAGGCCGAGUGUGCGCUCGCCGUCGGUUUCGAAAAGAUGGCUCCCGGCUCGCUCAGCUCGGCUUUCACCGACCGUGCUGCUCCCAUGGAGGGCACCAUGUCGCAGCUCUUUGAGAUCGAAGGCGACAAGGAGUACGAGACCGAAGACUUUGGUCCGUUUGCUGCUCGUAUCUUUGGUGCAGCUGGUCUCGAGUACUGCGAAAAGUACGGUGCUACCUGGGACCACAUCGCCGAGAUCGCCGCCAAGAACCACCGUCAUUCGGCCAAGAACCCUUACGCACAGUUCCGCGCCACCCCAACCGCCGAACAGGUCAAGAACGCACGAAAGAUCACCCGUGAAGUGACGCUGCCCAUGUGCUCGCCCACCUCGGAUGGUGGUGCUGCUGCAGUGGUCGCAUCCGAAGCGUUUGUCAAGAAGCACGGUCUCGAGGACCGUGCCAUCGAGCUCGCCGGUUUGGGCGUCGCCACCGACUCGAUCCGUCUGUACGAGGACCGUUCGCGUAUCGAGCUUUCUGGUGCUGAUAUGUCGCGUCGUGCCGCAGCGAUCGCUUACAAACAGGCCGGCAUCGGUCCCAAAGAUAUCCAGGUUCUCGAGUUGCACGACUGUUUUGCUCCCAAUGAGCUUGUCACCUACCCUGCCCUCGGACUGUGCGCUGAAGGCGAUGCGCACAAGCUUGUCGAGCAGAAGCUCAACACGUACAACGACUCCGGAAAGGGUUGGGUCGUCAACCCCUCGGGUGGUCUCGAGUCCAAGGGUCACCCUCUCGGUGCUACCGGUCUCGGCAUGAUCAAGUACAUGGUCGACCAGCUCCGUGGCGACGCCGGUGCGCUCCAGGUCAAGAACGUCCAGCAUGCGCUCACGCACAACAUCGGCCUCGGCGGUAGCUGUGUUGUCACCAUCCUCCGUCGUCCAUCUUUCUACAAGGCGGGCGUCACCAACUCUGCCAAGCGCUUCGGCUACAAUGCUGGCGACCAGGUAAAGAGCAUCACCGAGGAAGAUUUGAACAAGGUCAAGAGCAAGCAGUUCUCCGAUUACCUACCCGCCGACCUUUGA